Molecule: messenger RNA, 16104 nt
Organism: Diabrotica virgifera virgifera (western corn rootworm)
Lineage: Eukaryota; Metazoa; Arthropoda; Insecta; Coleoptera; Chrysomelidae
Product: zinc finger protein 808-like
Exons: 2
Coding region: 449-2407 (652 amino acids)
Biological process (GO): regulation of DNA-templated transcription; proteolysis
Molecular function (GO): serine-type endopeptidase activity; DNA-binding transcription factor activity, RNA polymerase II-specific; RNA polymerase II cis-regulatory region sequence-specific DNA binding
Source: RefSeq, a predicted model, not a curated record
UUCAUGUAAAUAUUUAUAAAAUUUAUUUUAUUUUAAAUAAAAAUGGUUUUUGUAUAUAUAACAAAAUAGCCUGUCAUCUGUCAUUUCUUCUUCUUUUUUCGGCUGUCAUCUGUCAUUUCUUCUUCUUUUUGGGCAGUUACCUGUCAUUUUUUUCUUCUUUUUUGGCUGUCAUGUGUCAUUUGUUAGCAAAUAAUUUAGUAGAAUUUUUGGUAGAUUUCAUCCUCAAUCUAGUAGAAUUUAGCAGAUUUUAUAUAUAAAUCUAGUAGAAAACGAGGUUCGGUCGUUGGCAACCCUGAUUCUGUACGUUCUGUACUGUAAGUUAUAAAAGUUGAAAAGCAAAAUAAAACGUGUUAUAAAUAGAAGCAGAAUCCAUUGAAAUAAAUUUCCAUUUAUUUGAAGGAACGUGGUAACAAACAACACAUAAGAAUAUAAAUUUAAUAUCAAGAAGAUGGAGGGCCAGCCCCGUUAUUUGGGUGCUCAACAAGAACAUGUACAAUAUGAAUUAACAACAGCAAUUACCAGUAUCCAGGAUUUGGUGGACAUAGGAUUUAUUCGCAACGAGUUGCCAAUGGGGGACUUAACAGUUGGAAGUUCAUCUGGUCAACUACACAGUCAAAAAUCUCUAAACAAGAAAGAAAAAUUGUUUAAAUGUGAAGUUUGUUCUAAACUAUUUUCUACCAUGUCUAGUUUAAAAAGGCACAUGCAGGGACAUACUGGUGACAGACCAAACUAUAAGUGUGAAAUUUGUUCCGACAUACUUUCUAACGGUUACACUUUAAAACGUCACUUACAAAAGCAUACUGGUGAGAAACCUUAUGAAUGUGAGAUAUGCUCAAAGCGAUAUUUGGACAAGCAUGAUUUAAAACGCCAUAUAAACGCCAUGCACACUGAAAGAACACCUGCCAAAUGUGAUAUUUGUUCAAAGCAAUUUAGAUCUCAGAAUUAUUUAAAGUUUCAUUUACGAGUACAUGAUAUAAACUAUUUGCCAAACAAAUCCGUACCAUAUAAACCAGUUAAAUGUGAAAUCUGUUCAAAAGAGUUGUAUAAUAAGGGUCAUUUAAAGUUUCAUAUGCGCAUCCAUAAUGGUGACUUAAAAUGUAAAAUUUGUUCAAAAGAGUUUACCCGCAGGUAUGCUUUAACCAUGCAUAUGUUAACACAUUCUGAAAAGAAAUUGUUCAAAUGUUAUGUAUGUCGGAAGGAGUUUACUCUACCUUCUGGUUUAAGAUAUCAUAUGCGAAGUCAUACUGGCGAGACUUAUAACUGCAAAUUGUGCUCUAAACAGUUUCGUACGAAGCAUUUGUUAGUCAUCCACAGGCAAUCGCACACUGGAAAGAAACCAAAAUGUGAAAUAUGUCAAAAAGAAUUUGCCACCAAUGCUAUUUUAAGAUAUCAUUCAAGAAUGCACACUGGACUAAAACCUCACAAAUGUAAAAUUUGUGAAAAAGAAUUUACUCAUAGAACUACUUGGAAAAAUCAUGUACAAUUUCAUACUGGACUAAAACCUCACAAAUGUUUAAUUUGUAAAAAAGCAUAUGCCCUGAAAAAUAGUUUACAUUCACACAUGCGAACACAUUCUGCUGAUAGAAAUUUCAGAUGUGACUUUUGUAAAAAAUCAUUUAAUCGAAAGCUCGCUUUCUCACAACAUUUACAAUUACAUAUGGGAAGAAAACCCUACGAGUGUGAAUUUUGUGAUAAAUCAUUUUUUUUGGAGAGUAGUUUAAAACGCCAUGUACAACUGCAUGAACGUACUGUUUUCAAAUGUGAAAUUUGUGGAAGAGAAUUUACUCUGGAGUCGUCUUUUAAACGUCAUGUACAAUUUCAUGCUACCGGUAAACCUUUCAAAUGUGGAAAGUGUAAAAAAGAAUUUGUUCGCGAAGCUCAUUUAAAACGCCACAUACAAUUUAAUCGUUGUUUUUUAAAAUGUCAGCAUUGUAAAACAGAAUUUACUAAAAGGUCUUCUUACAGACGGCAUUUAAAAUACCAUGCUCAGUUGAAUAGUUUAAAACAACAGCUGAAGCUGUAUGCUGUUGAUAAACCUUUCAAAUGUAAAUUCUGUAGAAAAGAAUUUACACAAAAAAAUUCUUUGACACGUCAUUUACAAUUACAUAAAGGACAAAAAUGUUACAAAUGUGAAAUUUGUAGAAAAAAAUUUAUCCAGAAGAAUGCUUUCAGAGAUCAUAUAAAAUUGCAUACUGGACUAAAACCGUAUAAGUGUGAAGUUUGUCCAAAAAAAUUUACUCAGAAGAGUACUUUAAAACUUCAUAUGCGAUUGCAUAAUGGUGAGACAUCUUACAAAUGUGAAAUUUGUUCGCGCAUGUUUAGUUGGAAGACUAGUUUAAAGGACCAUAUGGAUUUACAUGCUAAAGAGGAAUUACUCGAAUGUAAUAAGUGUGGCACUAUUUACUAAUAGGUCAGGCAACUAAGUAUUUUUCAGGGCUCCUGUGUCGUACUCCACUUGCUAUUUCUAUCUAGGUUUUUCAUAUCUUUUAUUAGAUAGGGUCUUGUUAAAAUGUCAAAGGCUAACUUGAAAUCUAUGAAAAGGAUGUGUCGAUAUCAUAUUCGUAGCAUUUCUCAAUUGACUGUGAUUAUGUGUACUGCGUCUAUUGCUGACCUUUCCUUUCUAAAUCCUUGCUGGUAGUCUCCUAUUUUAGUUUCAAUAUAUUUUGAGACAUCAUUCAAGUGUGCACAGUGUACAAAAGCCGUACGAAUGUAAAAUAUGUGCAAUAGCUAUUUGUAUAACAAGGAAGGAAAGUGUAACUUUUCCUCCCGAGAAUGAAGUUUACUGCCCGACGCGUAGCGGAGGGCAGUAAUCAUUCAAGGGAGGAAAAGGCACUUUACUCCCAUGUUAUACAUAUGGGUUUUCCACCUUCCUCAAAUAACAAUUAAUUUUUUCAUUUUUACUUAAUUUAUUUAUGUAACUAACCAACAAAAUUUAUUAGAACUAAAACAACAAGUAGGUACAAUAUAACUGUCAACUGUCAAAUAUAAGUCAAAUUAUUAAUGUAAACAUUGUUAAAUCAAAAUAACAAUUUACUGUUUUUUACCAUUCUGCAAAAUACAGGAUGUUUUAUAAAUAAACGUUAAAAUGUAUAGAUACUUCGUAAUAGAAAAUAGAUAUUAUACAGGGCGUCAAUAAGUUAUAUUUCAUGAAUGAAAUACCAUGACGUCACUUUUACUUUUCCUCCCUAGGGAGGAAAAAUAUUCUCCUCCCUAGGGAGGAGAAGUACAACUUUGCUCCCUACAAUCAGGUCCGGAAAAGUAUACUUUCGGUAGAGGUAGGUGGAAAAAGAAUUUACUCAUACACUCACCGGCACAAAAUUCAACCACCCAAAAUUUUUGAUUAAGUUUGAAAAUUUGUAACUUUAUUAUUUGUACUCCGAUUUUCAAGAUUCUUCCAUGAGUUUGUAGGUACAUGUGUUGAUCUUGUUUGCUAUUAUUCUGGUAACAGACAUUUUUUGCUUAGAUGGCAUUAUACGGGGGUGAAUGGAAGCGUUGACCAACCGAACGGUUCAAUUGGCCGCUUAUGCUGAUGAUAUUAAUAUUAUGAGUAGAACAUCAACAGGAGCACAGGAAACAUAUGCAGGGUUAAAAACACAAACAAAAAUGCUAGGUCUGAAAAUUAACACAGAAAAAACAAAAAUAAUGACUCAGACGAGAAGAAAUAUAGUCCCAGAAAACAUUAUACAUGAAGAUGACAUUGAAACGGUUGAAAAGUUUACAUACCUGGGAGUAGAAAUAUAUGCCGACGGAUCAGAAGAUGGAGAAAUAAGGAAGAGAAUAACGCAGGCAAACAGAGCUUAUUUUGCCCUCUCCCAUAUAUUUCGGUCAAAAAGUGUCCACCGAAAUACAAAGAUGAGAAUCUAUAAAACCUUAAUUCGACCAAUAACAUGCUAUGGCAGUGAAGUCUGGGUGCUGAAAGAAACAUCCAAAAACAAACUCGACACAUUCGAAAGGAAAGUACUGAGGAGAAUACUAGGACCUGUGAGGGAAAACGGAAUCUUCAGAAGUCGAUACAACAACGAGCUUUAUCAACUUUAUAAGGAAACGCCCCUGUCAGACUUCAUUAGAUUACAAAGAUUGCAAUGGGCCGGACAUGUGAUAAGAAUGGGAGAGGAUAGGCUACCAAAACGAGCACUGAAUGCUAGAAUGCAAGGAAAGAGACCGGUUGGGAAGCCACGAAAGCGCUGGGAAGACACAGUAAACAGCGACGCACAAGCCCUUUUAGGAGUCCGUGUAUGGAGAAGAGCAGCCACAGACAGGCAAGGGUGGAGGCAAAAAAUACAGGAGGCCAAGGCUCAAUUUGGGCUGUAGUGCCGUAGAAGAAGAAGAAGAAGAAGAAUGGAAGCGUUGUUUUUUCUCCUAACUUUAAAAAAUUUUGUGGAAAAAUUGGAGGGCUGAUUCUGUUUCAUACUCCUUUUGUAUUAUCCUGGAGGUAUCACUAAGGUUUUUGUUUUUUGAAUUAUCCGAAUAUCUCUUUUCUUGUAAGAUUUAAUUAAAAACUCUGCUUUGAAGGUUUAUUUAAUUAAAAAUAUCAAACGCACUAAAAUUAACAAAAUAAAACAAAAUUAACAACAAAAAAAAAAACAAAUCAAUAGCGGGUAUAUCCACCUCUUGCAGCAACGACUGCUCGCAAUCUGUUUAGCAUCGAAUAAAUAUGUGUUUUCCUUGCCUGGGGAAUAGCCCGAUAUUUCUCUACCAGGGCCAUAAUUGUACCAAAUUUUCUGAAGGCCUAGGAUGACGGCAAAUAGCUUUUUUUUAUUCAUCCCAUAAAUGCUCAAUAGGAUUGAGAUCUGGGCUGCAUGCGGGCCAUUCUAAUCUUAUCAAUCCAACCUCUAUUUUAUGAGUCAAUCAGUGUUUUUAUUUACAAAAAAAUGGUACAGCUCUUACAAGAAAAAAGAUAUUCGGAUAAUUCAAAAAACAAAAUGUUGUUGAUGCCUCCGGGAUAAUCUGACAGGACUAUGAAACAAAAUCGGCUAUUCCAUUUUUCCACAGAAUUUUUUAAAAUUAGGAGAAAAUACAACGCUUCUUUUCACCCCUGUAUAAUGCCAUGCAAGAAAAAAAUUUUAUUACCGGAAUAAUACGAAACAAUAUCAAUACAUGUACCUACAAAAUGGUGCAAGAAUCUUGAAAAUCGGAGCACAAAUAAUAAAGUUAUAAAUUGUCAAACUUAAUCAAAAAUUUUGGGUGGCGGAAUUUUGUGCCGGUGAGUGUAGAACUACUUGGAAAAAUUAUGUACAGUUUCAUAGUGGACAAAAACCUCACACAUGUUUAAUUUGUAAUGAAGCAUAUGCCCUAAAAACUAGUUUACAUUCACACAUGCGAACACAUUUUGCUGAUAGAAAUUUCAGAUGACUUUUGUAAAAAAUAAAUUUUGUAAAAUUUUGUAAAAAGCUCGCUUUCGCACAUUUACAAUUACAUAUGGGACAAAAACCUUACGAGUGUGAAUUUUGUGAUAAAUCAUUUUUUUUUGGAGAGUAGUUUAAAACGCUAUGUACAACUGCAUGAACAUACUGUUUUCAAAUGUGAAAUUUGUGGAAGAGAAUUUACUCUGGAGUCGUUUUUUAAACGUCAUGUACAAUUUCAUGCUACUGGUAAACCUUUCAAAUGUGGCAAGUGUAAAAAAGAAUUUUUUCGCGAAAUUCAUUUAAAACGCCACAUACAAUUUAAUCGUUGUUUUUUAAAAUGUGAGCAUUGUAAAACAGAAUUUACUAAAAGGUCUUCUUACAGACGGCAUUUAAAAUACCAUGCUCAGUUAAAUAGUUUAAAACAACAGCUGAAGCUGUAUGCUGCUGAUAACCUUUCAAAUGUAAAUUCUGUAGAAAAGAAUUUACACAAAAAAAUUCUUUGACAUGUCAUUUACAAUUACAUAAAGGACAAAAAUGUGAAAUUUGUAGAAAAAAAUUUAUCCAGAAGAAUGCAUUCUGAGAUCAUAUAAAAUUGCAUACUUGACUAAAACUGUAUAAAUGUGAAGUUUGUCCAAAAACAUUUACUCAGAACAGUACUUUAAAAUUUCAUAUGAGAUUGCAUAAUGGUGAGACAUCUUACAAAGUGAAAUUUGUUCGCGCAUGUUUAGUUGGAAGACUAGUUUGAAGGACCAUAUGAAUUUACAUGCUAAAGAGGAAUUACUCGAAUGUAAUAAGUGUGGCAAUAUUUACUAAUCAUCAUCAUGGCAUCUACACUCCUAGUGGAGUGAUUGUAGCCCUCUUUGGGCUUUCUGAUUCAUUUGUCGCGGUGAAUCAAUCCGCAUUAACAUUUUGGUUUUACAAUUAGUCCAGAAAGCCACUGCGCAUCCGAUAGGAAAAAUAUUCCGAUUCGGAUUUUUUGCACAAUCUUACCCAAAAAUGACCCCUUUUAACAAAUUUGAAUGUUGCCAGGACCAAAAGUGGGUCAACAAUUUUUUAAACUUUUUUUUUUGUUUUUUUUCCUAAAAUUAUGUUUUUUUGCAUGGAACAAAGUUUUUUUAGGUUUCUUGGAUCAUUCCAAACAGAAAAGGUAUUUAGUGACAUUUCUCUAAAGUUGAUAGUUUUUGACAUAUACGCUGUGAGCUCGUACGUAGAGGGGAUAUUUAUAAAUUCGUGAGCGCCAGUAGUGACAAGUCUGUAAACGUUUACCGGAAAUUUGACAUAAAUGUCAAAGUGAUUAAUUUUAAAUUAAAAACAUUAAUUAUAAAAAAUAUUAGUUGAUCAAAGCUGUGGUUUAUAUUUUUACCUUAAAUAUACUUACGUUUUAAAUACUGAAUUUGCGUUUUUUAAUGUUCUGUAAUAUGUAAUUAUAAAUUAAUCUUGGCGCCAUCUACAUGAUAAUUGUGAAAGUAUCCGAAGUAAGAAAUUAAUAUUUCAUCAAUAGAACGUCAAAAUGAUUAGCAAAAUCUUAAAAAAAUCUAUUACAAUUUAAUUACUUUUUAGCGUUGUAAAUAUUAAGCGAUAACAAUUAAAUAAUAAAUUUAAAAAUUACCGGUGAAAGUUGAAUCAGUAACCGCUAGGAGCGACACCAGCGAAGCUCAGAGCGUAUAAGCGAUUAAAAAUUGAAAAAUUGCGAAAUCGGCCAUUUUUAACCUUCAAAAACUAUGUGAAAAACUGAAAAUUUGAAUGUUGCUAAGGUAGGUAGAUAUUCUUUAAACAUCGAUUGAUGAAAUCCCGAAUAGUUUUUUGCAAUACAAUAUUCAAAACUCCUUUGUUUUUUAAUUGCUAAUCAAGAGUGCGCGACACUAUUUUCACCGACAGUAUGGUGCAAAUGAAAGGAAUAAAUUCGUUAAUUCGCAAACCGGCGACUUUAAGGAAAAAUCCCGAAACAGGUCGAUUUUUAUUUUUAACUUAUGAUAUUGUGGCAUAUAUGGUAUACUAGUGACGUCAUCCAUCUGGGCGUGAUGACGUAAUCGAUGAUUUUUUUAAAAGAGAAUAGGGGUAAUGUACUAGCUCAUUUGAAGUACUAGUUUCAAUUCUCUAUUCAGUCAUAUAAACAUGUACAUAAUUAUUUAUACAGGGUGUCCUUCUACUUCUUUUUUGUCAAAUAAUUUAAUUUAAUAAAAAUUUUUUGGACACCCUGUAUAAAUAAUUAUGUAAAUGUUUAUAUUACUGUAUAGAGAAUUCAAGAACCUUUCAAAUGAGCUAGCACACGACCCCUAUUCUUAUUUAAAAAAAUCAUUGAUUACAUCAUCACGCCCAGAUGGAUGACGUCACUAGUAUACCAUAUAUGCCACAAUAUGAUAACAUAAAAAUAAAAAUCGACCUGUUUCGGGAUUUUUCCUUAAAGUCGCCGGUUUACGAAAUAACGAAUUUAUUUCUUUUAUUUGCACCAUACUGUAUACACAUGCAACGGUGGAAAAUAGUGUUUGCGCACGCUUGAUUAGCAAUUAAAAAGCAAAAGGAAUUUUGAAUAUUGUAUUGCAAAAAACUACUCGGGAUUUCAUCAAUCGAUGUUUAAAGAAUAUCUAAAUACAUAUCUUGGCAAUAUUCAAAUUUUCAGUUUUUCACACAGUUUUUGAAGGGUAAAAAUGGCCGAUUUCGCAAUUUUUCAAUUUUUAAUCGCUUAUAUGUCAAAAACUAUCAACUUUAGCGAAAAGUCACUAAAGACCUUUUCUGUUUGGAAUGAUCCAAGAAACCUAAAAAACUUUGCAUGCAAAAAAAAUUAUUUUAGGAAUAAAUAAAAAAAAAACGUUUAAAAAAUUUCUGACCAACUUUUGGUCCUGGCAACAUGCAAAUUUGUUAAUAGGGGUCCUUUUUGAGUAAGAUUGUGCAAAAAAUCCGAAUCGGAAUAUUUUUCCUAGCGGAUGCGCAGUGGCUUUCUGGACUAAAUUUGUUGUGUGGCUUGGCAUCUUUUACAGUUUUUCUCCAUUUUCUCCCGUUUCUCCUGUUUUUGCUUAUGGUUACCCAUUCUCUGACUCCCAUCUUCUUAAGGUCCUCGACUAUCUGGUUCUCCCAUCUAGUUUUGGGUCUUCCUCGUGGUCUGCCUUCUACAGGUCUCCAUUUGGAAAUUUUCUUGAUAACGGCUUCUGGAUUUCUCCUUUCUAUAUGUCCCAUCCAUCUGAGUCUCUGUGCCUUGAUAAAUCUGACGAUUUAUUGUUCUUUCUAUGGCGACAUUAAAUAGUGACGUUGAUAGAGAGUCGCCUUGUCGACUCCACUUGCUAUUUCUAUCUCGGUUUUUCAUGUCUGUUAUUAGAUAGGGUCUUGUUAAGAUGUCAAAGUCUUGGUUGAAAUCUAUAAAAAGAAUGUGUCGAUAUCGUAUUCGUAGCAUUUCUCAAUUGACUGUGAUUAUGUAUACUGCGCCUAUUACUGACCUUCCCUCUCUAAAUCCGUGCUGGUAGUCUCCUAUUUUAGUUUCAAUGUAUUUUGCUGUUGGAACACAUUCUGCUGAUAGAAAUUUCAGAUGUGACUUGUGUAAAAAAUCAUUUAAUCGAGAGCUCGUUUUCGCGCAACAUUUACAAUUACAUAUUAUGGGAAGUAGUUUAAAACGUCAUGUACAACUGCAUGAACGUGCUGUUUUCAAAUGUGAAAUUUGUGGAAAAGAAUUUACUCUGGAUUCGUUUUUUAAACGUCAUGUACAAUUUCAUGCUACUGGUAAACCUUUCAAAUGUGGCAAGUGUAAAAAAGAAUUUAUUCGCGAAAUUCAUUUAAAAGGCCACAUACAAUUUAAUCGUUGUUUUUUAAAAUGUGAGCAUUGUAAAACAGAAUUUACUAAAAGGUCUUCUUACAGACGGCAUUUAAAAUAUCAUGCUCAGUUGAAUAGUACAGCUGAAGCUGUAUGCUGCUGAUAAACCUUUCAAAUGUAAAUUCUGUAGAAAAGAAUUUACACAAAAACAUUCGUUGACACGUCAUUUACAAUUACAUAAAGGACAAAAAUGUUACAAAUGUGAAAUUUGUAGAAAAAAAUUUAUCGAGAAGAAUGCUUUCAGAGAUCAUAUAAAAUUACAUACUGGACUAAAACCCUACACAUGUGAAGUUUGUCCAAAAAAAUUUACUCUGAAAAGUACUUUAAAACUUCAUAUGCGAUUGCAUAAUGGUGAGACAUCUUACAAAUGUGAAAUUUGUUCGCGCAUGUUUAGUUGGAAGACUAGUUUGAAGGACCAUAUGGAUUUACAUGCUAAAGAGGAAUUACUCGAAUGUAAUAAGUGUGGCACUAUUUACUAAUAGGUCAGGCAAAUAAGUAUUUCUCAGGUCUCCUCAUCAUCCAUCCAUUUGCGUCCACUGCUGGGCAUAGGCCUCCCUCAUUUUUGUCCAUUGUGCUCUAUUUUGCGCACUGCAUCCAAAUCUUGACAUAUUCUACUUCUUUUAUCUAAUCUCGGCAUCCACUCCACUAAUCUCUUCGUCCACCUUUAUCACUGAUUCGGGCGACGUGUCCGGCCCAGUUCCAUUUCGGUGUGACAAUUCAGGUAAUUACAUCGGUAACCCCUGUUCUUCGUCCUAAGUCUUCAUUUCUAACUCUGUCACGAAGUGAUAUACUCAGCAUUGAUCAUUCCAUUUUCCUCUGAGCUAUUUGCAGCGUUUUAAAAGUUGUAGCUGUCAAUGUCAUUUCGGCACCAUCGGUCAUCACAGGUAACACACAUGCUAGGUUUGUUCUUUGUAGUUCGCAUGUUUGCUUGUCUUUUGUGAUCUAUAGUUUGCGUCCAAGGUAUAUGUAUUUUUCCACCAGCUCUACGUCUUUGUCUCCAAUAUUGAUAUUUCCGCUAGGUAUUAGGUUUGUCAUAAAUUUAGUUUUGGAGAUGUUUAUUUUAAGACCCACACUAGAACACACUAACUGAAGUUCAUGUAGGAUUUAACAUAUCUCCUUUAGGUUGUCCGAGAACAAAGCUAUGUCGUCUGCGAAUUUCAAAUUUGUCACUCUUCUACCGUCAAUGUUCAGGUUUCUCCCUUCCCAGUUAAGUUUCUUACAAGCAUAUUCUAGUACUGCGAUGAUGAGAUAUCGGACUCAUCUACCGAUUGAAAUAUGAUCGGUGUCAGGGCUUCUCAAUGGCAGGUACUUGCCAAGUUUUUCCGCUGAUAUAUGCCUAUAUCACGAAAACCUAGAUUGUUAUACCUCGAUAUGAGACCAUGAGCCAAAGAAGUAACAUUCUGGGAUACAGUACCUCAGUGGCGGCUCGUACCACUUUAAGAAGGUAGUGCCAGAACUCGGGCAGCCGCCAAAAUUUUUAGUGACAGAUUCACGAUAUUGUCAAAAAAGAUACUGACAACAAAAACUAAAAAAAAAAUAUGCGCGGAUACUUUUAUCUUAUGUAUCUUAAGUUUAUUGAUCUGAGGUGCCAAGCAAUUGUCCAACAUUGAUCAAAACAGUUCCGUAAAUUAAUUAAUAAUAAAAAAACCUCUUAACCUACUACCAGCAUUUACUGCUGAUAGUGAUAGUGCUUGAAAAUUGUUAUUACGAUUUAGUCUCUAUUUACCAAUUUAUAAAAAUAAUACUAUUUCAUUAUUCACACAUGCACACAUUUUUGUAAUGUCACUUUUAAAGUUUACGAUAUAUGAAGUUCAUUGUUCUAUUUUUUAGUUGCAAAGUUUUCAAUGACUUUAUAAUUAAAAUUAUCAGUAGUAAUAGGGAACUUGCAUAAAUUUUUAAAUUCGAAAAAAAUGUUAUAAAUCACAACACAACAUAAUUUAAAACAUGUAUCAAAGAUAAAAAAGUUUUGUUUGUCUUUCGUUUGGCCCGUAAAGACGAUUAAAAAUUCAAAUUAAAACAGGUGGUCCAAAACGCGUCGUGACGUCACUUGGUUUUACAUUUACAUUUUUCCAAUAAAGUAAACAGAAUUUUAAAUUAGACGUUAUAAACGUCAGUAGAAAAUACAUUUAUGUGACGUUACAAGUGUUUUUGAUCGUUUGAAUUAUUCAUAGAAAAAUUCGUACUUUUACAAAAUGGUUUUAUUUUCAAUAGUAAACCUUCGUUCCUUUCCUUCAAAAACAGUAUAAAACUACAAUUUUAACAAACUGGUAUAUAUUAUUACAAUGACAUACGAUAAAUGUCAUUAGAAUAUAAAUAUUUUUGACUUAUUCCACGACGAUGAGCUUGCCAAAUACCCAAGUAGGUGGAGGCCAAUAAACUAAAGAAGGAGAAGAAGAAUAUACCUAUUAUAAGGUUGGGUCUAGGUAUACGUUACCGUGUACGCAAACAAAAAAGUUAGAGUGUCAGUGAUUUCUUAUUUAUUAUUUGUUUAGUGUUUGUUUUUAAAUUAACUACGGAGUGUGGACAAUUAGUUAGUUCUUUUAAUGAGUUUAAGAACAUUUUAAAACAGUACGAACAAGAUAAGAGACUAUAAAUUAAUAUAUAUAUUUUUUAGUUAUAAAUGAAGUAGUAUGUAUUACCGUAAAAUAUUAAAAUAAAAAGAAGACCUAAAGCUUUCACAAUAAUAAUUAACUUGUUCUGAAGCUAUUAUCCUUCUUUCAUUUUUGUAAUCAACUAUUCUAAAUGGGAACUAAGCCACAAUUUAACCAAAAAAGGAUUUUAUUAACGUUUCGACGUCUAAAUCGGACGUCGUUGUCAAAAUACAAAAUAUUAUUAAAUUAAACAAAAAUGGUGUUGCUUAGUAAAAAAUUUUUCUAAUAAUUUAUUUAAUCUGACUAAUUUUUGUAUUUUGACAAUGACAUCCGAUUUGGACGUCGAAACGUUAAUAAAAUCAUUUUUUUAGUUAAAUUGUGGCUUAUUUCACAUUUAGAAUAGUUGAUUAUAAUAAUUAACUUACGUAUAAAAAUUAUUUUAACAAUAUUUUUUACGUGUUAUGUCAACUAAAUACAUAUAUUUAUUUUGCUAACCUAAAUAUAUACUUUAAUAUAUACAUUGAUUUAUUACAACUAAGUUUGAAACACCUGAAUAGUUCUGCUUCCCUUCCUUUAACAAAUAUUUUUCUAUCAAACACACGCUAAACAUAUCAAAAUAGCAUGUACCAAAAUAUACAGUCACUGCGCACGCUAAAUAAUAACGUCACUGGCUUGAUGAAGUUUAAUUCGCGUGUACAUACCUAACUUUUUUAUUUGCGUACACGUUAGUGUGUACCUAGACACAGCGAAAUAUAACCAUAAUAAUAACUAAUGUAAAACUAUGUGACGUCACGGGUCGUUUGAACUAUUUUAUACCGCUGAAGACUUUAAAUACGUAUUUCUAAGUUAUUAUGAGUUUUUGAAGCGUGAAAUUUUGGAAAUCUCAUUUUUAAACAAAACUGAACAUUAUGUAAUAAAAAAAAAUUGUGCAAGUUCCCUAUUGCACAAGAGCUCUGAAAUUAUUGAAUUUUUCCCGAGUGACACUUUGACAGUUUUAAUUUCACGAGCCGAAGGCGAGUGAAAUUAUGUCAAAGUGUCACGAGAGCAAAAAUUCUAUAUUAAUUUCAGAGGUCGAGUGCAAUUUGUUGCGAUUAUUUCAUGAAUAAAACUGUUCAAAACCAAAAUUUUAUUGUAAUCUAUUUAUGUAAGUACCAUUAAACACACAGUCUUUAUAAAUAUUUGACGAUUGAAAGUCAUCACUUUUAUAAUUUUUAAAACAUUAAUUGUCAUUAAUGUCACUGAAUGUAUUUUUUCGUAGCAACGAAGGGCAUCUGACGUAAUAUACUUAACGACGGGAGAUUAUCAAAAAUUAUCGAUUUAAUUCAGAUUUCUGUAGCUUUCUAUUGGUCAGAAUCUCCUAUGAAUGAAAUAAUCAAUACAAUUUACAAAAUGCUUUUCUGCAGAUAGCAUACCUAAAGCACUAUGUUUUAACAUCGAAAAACAGCGUUCUGCUUCAGAUGCUGAUAUAUGAAUAGUAACUAAAAUUCUUAAAAGUUUAAUAGUUUCUUCAAAUGUGCUUUUUAAACCUUCCCUCUACAAUAAAACCGAUAGCGAAACAGCCCCAGAGGUAGUACUUAAUUCGUCUCGCUAAUACAGUACUUACUUCUUAUUCAGUUUUAAACCGAGUUUUGCUUAAAAAUUAAAAUUGUCUCCAUGUUUCGUUAAGAAAUGAUUCGAAAAACUGAUGCUUAUAAGCAGAAAACUUGUCCUACAUAAAUAAAUUAGAAGCAACUAAAUGUCCGGAGAAGGUAGACCUUUGAAAGAUCUGGUACUUUGAAUAAUAUGAACCUUUAAGUCGUUGUCUAAUUCGGCGCUAAAAUUGACCAGCUCCUUAAAUAUGUCUCUAUUUUCUGAAUUUUCUUUUUCGUCGUGACCUCUUAAAGCUAACUCGAAAGCUCCACAACACCUUAUAACAUUUAUAGUUUUUUUUUCUAGCGAAAAACCACCAAAAAAAUUUUUUAAGAUACUAAUCUUCAUUGUCAAUUAAUAAAUUAAACUUAAGAAAUAAUCAAAAUAUAUUAUCAAAAUACCCACGAUCAUGAUGCACUAAAAGUUUAAUUAUAAAUACAAAAACUUUUUAACAGAAAAUAUACAUAAUAAAAGCGACAAACCAGCACGCAAAGGAACUCAAAAUAAAUAGACCUGGCAUCAUACCCUCGUGCCUGGCACAGAGAUUCUAAUUUUAAGGUAUUGGGACCGUGCAAGUUCGGCAAAGCGACCCCUAUUUCUUCGCUCUGUACUUUUAUUCGCACUUUUAAUUAUAUUGGCCAAUUAUAUUAGUCCUGGUUACUGGAUAAUUGUCAAGGCCAUAUUCCAAAAAAAUAGUAAGAAGAAAAAAUAAGAUUCAGGUUAUGUUAUGAAAACGUGAACAAUUGUAUGCAGUAAAUAAAAUUAGUUAUUAAAAUGCAGUACUGCACUCAAAAUACAAUUAAUUAAAUUUACCUUUAUAUAAUAAUUGCAUAUCAUAUCAAUAUUGUGGAGCAAUAUAUAAUUGUUCUGCUUCAAUGACAGAAGGUAUGAAAUAUACGUCAAUUUGACAAUUUCAAUUGACAAUAUGAAUUAUUUAAGAUAGUUGCAAUAUUUCUCCGCGACUCGCGCACGGUCGUUUCGGGUUUCCCUUCCAAGUACUUGCACACCGCGAAUGCUAAUAGUCCAAUAUGGCUCUUUCUCUGUCACUUACAUAGAAUGCUCGUAAAAUCUUUCUCUCUUUAGUCGUGCCAGUACUGACUUCGGCACGAUGGAUAUUCUCCUGUCGUAUACUCUCCGCUGUCGGCAGGGAUUGUAUUACGCCCAUAGUUGCCAUAUUUUAUAUAAUUUAUCAAAAGAAAUACACACAAAAAAAAAAGUUAACAGGAAUUAAAAAGUUUUGAAGAUAAAAAAUAUGUUUCUGCAUAGUUAGCAAGGUAGUGCCAUGGCUCUAUGGCACUACCUCACGGGCCGCCACUGCAGUACCUGUAAACAACUCAUAGUUUUAGUACUAUUACUACUACAAAAGGCUAUUUUGUCACAAAACGCUUUGAUACUAGUUAUUAAAACUUUUUUUAACGAGAUUUUUAUCCUUAAAUGUUUAUGUUUUAUAAUUGCUAAAUGUUCUGUCAUUUGGAACCGUCUGUGGACAGUCGGAGGAAUUUUACAAUAUUUGUAAAAUAUAUACAUUUCCAUCCGUUCUAAAAUAUGGAAAAUAUUUCAUAUAUUGAGUUAUUAUAGCACUCACUGAUCGUUUUUGUUUAGGCAGUUUGAAUAAGUCUUGAGUUGAUGAAAGAAAUGAAAGUUGAUUCAUUCUCACUUAUAUUAUUUUUGAAAGUGCUCUAUUCUAGUACAGUGGAACCUCGGUAAGUCCCUAAGGGACCGAGGCCGAUCCGGGUUAUCGAAAAUACGGGUUAGCCGGAGAAUAAGAUAAAAAUUAAUAAAAUACGGUAUACUUACAGAUAAACUCCAGUAUAAUUAAUUGCAAAAAUAUGAAAUACAUAUUCACAGUACAUCUAAAUUACGUAGUUGUAUUAAGUAUUUUUUAUUUCUUGGUAAAAAACUCGGUCAAAGUAAAAAAAAUGUUUGUUUUGUCUGAUGAAAAUCGGUCCGGGUUAUCGGAGGCCGACUUAUCGGGGUUCCACUGUACUAUGGAAUUAGGAAAUACCCAAACAUUUCAUAUAAUGUUUAAUCCCUUUGUACCCAUCCAUCCCUCAAUAUGUAUGCAUAAUUGUAAACGCAUAAUUAUACGAACCCUAGUUACGAUAAUUUGAUGAAUUUGAUUUAAGUUCUUAUUGUUAAGUAAAAUAGAUAAUUACAAUAAUUAAUAAUAGUUAAUAUUUUCUUGCAUAGUUAAGAUAGUUUGAUUAGUUUGAUACAAUUUCGUAUGAAUUACAAUUGAUAGUGUGUAAGAUAUUAAUAAAUUAUUUUUUUAACUGUUUUUAUAUUUAAAUAUUUUAACUUCCACUGUGACUACUUUGCAACCCUGUGGCAUUAAUAGCCACUUUACACGAUGCAAGUAAUUGCGAAAUUUAUUGCACAAGUUCUUGCAGCAAGAACUUCUGCAAUAAGUUGCAACUAGCUUUCUGCAAUAAAGUGAUUACACAGUGCAAGUAAUUGCAUAAACUGACAUGAAAUGGACAGAAACUUUGACAUACCAUAAGUUUUGGGUUAUGUUGUUUUUAUAAAUUAAAAAUGUAAUUUUUUUAGUAGAGUUAUCAGAUAUAUUAGAUUGAAAAUGUUAGAUUAUAAUUUGAGAAAAGUAUAAUAUGUAUUAUGUAUAACAAAAUCAAUUAAUACCUAAUGCAAGUAUACCUAUAAUACAUUAUUCAUUUACAAAAGGAAACAAGUUGUUAAAUACAAAAGAAAUAAAAAUAGAAUAUAGAUUCUUUAAUCCCUA